GCUGCGGGGCGGCGGCGGCGAGGCGGAGGUCCGGCCGGCCGCGGGCAGGAUGGGCACCCAGGGCAGCCCGGUCAAGAGCUACGACUACCUGCUCAAGUUCCUGCUGGUGGGCGACAGCGACGUCGGCAAGGGCGAGAUCCUCGAGAGCCUGCAGGACGGCGCGUCCGAGUCGCCGUACGCCUACAGCAACGGCAUAGACUACAAGACCACGACCAUCCUGCUGGACGGACGGCGGGUAAAGCUGGAGCUGUGGGACACGUCGGGACAGGGCAGGUUCUGUACCAUCUUCAGGUCCUACUCGAGGGGCGCUCAGGGCAUUCUGCUGGUGUAUGACAUCACCAACCGCUGGUCCUUCGACGGCAUUGACCGGUGGAUCAAGGAGAUUGACGAGCACGCCCCUGGGGUCCCCCGGAUCCUGGUCGGGAACCGGCUGCACCUGGCCUUCAAGCGGCAGGUGCCCACGGAGCAGGCACGCGCCUACGCCGAGAAGAAUUGCAUGACCUUCUUUGAGGUCAGCCCCCUGUGCAACUUCAACGUCACCGAGUCCUUCACGGAGCUGUCGCGCAUCGUGCUCAUGCGGCACGGCAUGGAGAAGAUCUGGAGGCCUAACCGAGUGUUCAGCCUACAGGACCUGUGCUGCCGUGCCAUUGUCUCCUGCACCCCCGUGCACCUCAUUGACAAGCUGCCACUGCCCGUCACCAUCAAGAGCCACCUCAAGUCCUUCUCGAUGGCUAAUGGCAUGAAUGCCGUCAUGAUGCAUGGACGCUCCUACUCACUGGCCAGCAGCACCGCUGGCAGCAGCAAGGGCAGCAGCCUCAAGCGUUCCAAGUCCAUCCGGCCUCCGCAGAGCCCGCCCCAGAACUGCUCCCGCAACAACUGCAAGAUCUCCUAGCAGGAGCCGGCUCGCCCACAGGACCAGGACUCGGCAGGGCACACUGGCCGCAGGGCCCUGCCCGGGAGGCCGCAGGCGCAGGGCCGCUGGGCCGGACCUGCCCCCCUCCUUAGCCACGCGGUUCUGGGGGUCUGGCCUGCACUGAGCUCGGCCCCUCACUGGGGGAAGGGGGGUGCAUGGGCCAGCGCGGGGGGGCCUCUGGCAGUAUCUCACACUGAGCCCAGCUGCAGGGGCAUUGUCCCCGGGCACACGGGACUGACGGUACCCUGCCUUCACCCUGUGCCGUGGCAUCUGCCAACCUCUGACCUCAGCUGUGUCCCAACAAAUGACUUUUCCCGGCUUUGUGGACACCCCAUUCUCAAGGACCUGCGAGGGACAGCAGGGCCUAGCCCCUCCUGAAGCCAUCCGCUGUUGCCUCCCUUGGGGAUGGGGUCUCCAAGCCCGCCACAGUCUCCCUGGUGCUCAUGUCUACCUCCUGCUCUCACCCCCGGGCAGCGGGCAGUGGGCUUCUGAGGGGUCGACACUACCUGAGUUACAGCCUGGCACCUCGGAUCUUCUCGCUGUUUGUACAGUAAACGUGGUUCCUGGAGCCUUCCCUGCUCUGUGGGCCGGCCUCGGGGAGUGGGGGGUGCUGGGGGCCCUGAUGUCCAAACCAGCUGGACUGGACGGGUCUGGGGAACCUCUGCCUGGCUGCCCCCAGCCUGGGUGCAGGUCACGGCAGCCUGCACACAAGGGGGGCCCCUGGCGCCAGGCCGCUGGAGCUGGCCAGACGGAGCUGAUGACCCUGCCUGCCAGGUCAGAAGGUCAGGCCUGGGGUCGCCUUUGUCUG
This is a messenger RNA of Ochotona curzoniae (black-lipped pika), 1721 nucleotides long. RefSeq names its product RAB40C, member RAS oncogene family (gene RAB40C). Gene Ontology annotation, cellular component: plasma membrane; synaptic vesicle; endosome. Gene Ontology annotation, molecular function: GTP binding; GTPase activity. Bases 50 to 892 code for a protein of 280 amino acids. NCBI's taxonomy places the organism in Eukaryota, Metazoa, Chordata, Mammalia, Lagomorpha, Ochotonidae. The transcript is spliced from 7 exons. The record is from RefSeq and is a predicted model, not a curated record. Gene Ontology annotation, biological process: intracellular signal transduction; protein localization to plasma membrane.